UUUGUGGCCGUUAUGGACGGAGGUGUUGCCCUCAACGUGCUCCACUGCCGACACCGCCAACAAGGAACUCCCUCCUCGAUGUGCUUGCAUCCGUGCUGUUGAUUUCCUUCCCGUUCCUCCCUUCUACCUUUGGCCUGGCAGUAACCACCAGCAGCGCACCAUUAUUAGGAUGAUAAUGGCUCUCCUUCCCCUUCCCUACCACUAGGGAAUGUAAUUGAUGCCAUCUUGGUUGUUACUGCAUCCUCCUCCAACCUCUCUCCCAGUCCCAGAUCUCAUCCGCUUCCUCCGUUGGCAUUGCACUGUUUCUUGGUCCUUGUCUCCUCAUGUGAUUUGGGGUGAAUCUUGGUUCUGGUGCUGCUUCUUUCUUUCGUUCUUGGCUGCUCGCAUUCUAGGGGUUUGAGGAGCGGAGAUGGGGGUUUUCAGCACCGUGCUUGGUUUCUUUGGGUUUGGGGUGGGGAUCACCCUGGGGCUUGUGAUUGGGUACUACCUGUUCAUCUAUUUCCAGCCCACCGAUGUGAAGCACCCUGUAAUUAGGCCACUUGUUGAACUCGAUACAAAAUCAUUGGAAGGCAUGCUUCCUGAGAUUCCCCAUUGGGUCAAAAGUCCAGACUUUGAUCGGAUUGACUGGCUGAACAAGUUUGUCGAGACUAUGUGGCCUUAUCUUGACAAGGCAAUAUGUAAAACUGCAAAGGAAAUCGCUACACCAAUUAUUGCUGAGAACUCAGCAAAGUAUACGAUCGAUUCAGUUGAAUUUGAGACAUUAACAUUAGGCUCAUUACCACCAACAUUUCAAGGGAUGAAGGUCUACACCACUGACGAACAAGAACUUAUAAUGGAACCGUCGAUAAAGUGGGCUGGCAAUCCUAAUAUCACUGUUGUAGUCAAAGCAUAUGGGCUAAAAGUAACUGCACAGGUAAUUGAUUUGCAAGUAUUUGCUCUACCACGCAUAACAUUGAAGCCACUGGUUCCAAGCUUUCCAUGUUUUGCCAAAAUACUCGUUUCACUCAUGGAGAAGCCACAUGUUGACUUUGGUCUGAAACUCCUUGGAGCAGAUCUCAUGGCAAUUCCAGGCCUUUAUGUAUUUGUUCAGGAAACUAUCAAGGCUCAGGUAGCAAAUAUGUACUUGUGGCCUAAAGUACUCGAGGUGCAAAUCAUGGAUCCUGCAAAAGCACAAAUGAAACCUGUCGGAAUUCUGCAUGUUAAUGUGCUACGGGCUGUUAAACUCACCAAGAAAGACUUGAUGGGCAAAUCGGAUCCGUAUGUGAAGUUAAAGCUAACAGAGGAAAAACUUCCAUCAAAGAAAACUUCAGUGAAGCGAAGCAACCUGAACCCUGAAUGGAAUGAGGAAUUCACAUUAGUUGUCAAAGACCCAGAAUCUCAGGCUCUGGAGCUUACGGUGUACGAUUGGGAGCAGGUUGGGAAGCAUGACAGGAUUGGAAUGAAUGUUAUCCCGCUAAAAGACCUUACGCCUGAGGAGACAAAAUCUAUUACACUUAACCUGCUCAAGACUAUGGAUGCAAAUGACCCAGCAAAUGAGAAGUUCCGGGGGCAGCUUACUGUUGAUGUAACAUAUAAGCCUUUCAAGGAAGGUGAUUCUGAUGUUGAUAUGAGUGACGAGUCCGGUGUCAUUGAAAAAGCUCCUGAUGGCACACCCGAAGGUGGUGGUUUGCUGGUUGUUAUUGUCCACGAAGCACAGGAUGUUGAAGGAAAGCACCACACCAAUCCGUAUGUAAGAAUUCUAUUUAGGGGUGAGGAAAAGAAGACAAAGCAUAUUAAAAAGAAUAGAGAUCCGCGUUGGGAAGAACAAUUUGAGUUCGUGUGUGAGGAGCCACCUAUAAAUGAUAAAAUGCAAGUUGAAGUCAUUAGCAGGCCAUCAAGUCUUGGCAUACAUUCCAAGGAAAAUCUUGGCUAUGUUGUCAUCAGUCUCGCUGAUGUUAUAAACAACAGGAGGAUCAAUGAGAAAUACCAUUUAAUUGACUCAAAAAAUGGCCGCAUUCAAUUGGAAUUGCAGUGGAAAACAUCCUAGAAGACCUCAGGGCUGAAGCCGCGGACUUGUAAAGUUUGUCUUGAUUAGAAGCUUUCCACACUAGUAUGUAUCAAGCAAGCAUUUCCAGACACCCUUUUUACUUAAUUGUAAUUGCUUCAAAAUUAAACAUUCCAAUCCUUGUUCAAGACUUCCUCAUUUACAGUUUUAGAAAAUAUGGUUCUGAACAGAAAUCAGCAGGUCUGCAUAUCAUGGAAUUGAUAUUCUGCAAAAGAAUCAACAAAAUUUGAGUGAUUA
This is a messenger RNA of Phragmites australis (common reed), 2281 nucleotides long. RefSeq names its product synaptotagmin-2-like. The coding region runs from base 410 to 2026 and encodes 538 amino acids. Gene Ontology annotation, cellular component: endoplasmic reticulum. Gene Ontology annotation, molecular function: lipid binding. The record is from RefSeq and is a predicted model, not a curated record. The transcript is spliced from 12 exons. NCBI's taxonomy places the organism in Eukaryota, Viridiplantae, Streptophyta, Magnoliopsida, Poales, Poaceae.